GUGUGAGGGGAGAGUGAGAGGAGAAUUUUUCUUUUCCUUCUCGAAAACAAGUUAGAAAUGAUUUUUCGUGUAAUGAUGUAAUCCAAGACGAUCCAACUCUUACCUUUCCAAUCUGAUUCCAAAAUUGUCGCUUCUCUCAAAGUCAAGAAAUCAUGCCUCAAAUCCUCACUGAUCCCGCCUAAACGUUUUGCUGCAAAUCCUGAGAGAUUGAAGCUGCUGCAUCACACUUUCCACCCCUGCCGCCACAGGUCGUCUCCACCACUGCCGCCACAGGUCGUCUCCACCACUGCCGCCGCCGUCAGUGCAGGUCGUUUCCACCACUGUCCGCUUCUCCGUCCUCUUCGACUACUCUCCCUCUUUUCAAUUGCAGAAUGGUGUCGAAUCAGACAGCUUCUACCAUGGAAAUUGAGACUGUCCCAUCUGAAGCCAAACUUUUGCCAGCCAAGCCAAAGUUUGAGCCGUUGAAGCCUCAUGAGAUCUCCGAUGGAGAGAUUCAGUUCCGCAAAGUGAAUGUUCCACCUCAUCGUUAUACCCCUCUCAAGAAAGCUUGGAUGGAUAUUUAUACUCCCAUUUUUGAACAGAUGAAAAUUGAUGUCCGAAUGAAUUUGAAGGCUCGUAGAGUCGAGCUGAAGACAAGGACAGACACACCUGAUAUUAGUAACCUGCAAAAAUGUGCUGAUUUUGUCCAUGCUUUCAUGCUGGGUUUUGAUGUCAUAGAUGCCAUCGCUCUUCUGCGUCUUGAUGAGCUCUACGUUGAGUCCUUUGAGAUCAAGGAUGUUAAAACACUUAGAGGCGAUCACUUGUCUCGUGCAAUUGGAAGGUUAUCUGGCAAAGGUGGUAAAACAAAGUUUGCAAUUGAGAACGCGUCAAAGACAAGAAUCGUCAUUGCUGACACCAAAAUUCACAUAUUGGGAUCUUUUGCCAACAUAAAGAUUGCCAGGGAUUCUCUUUGUAGCCUGAUUCUCGGAUCACCAGCUGGAAAGGUGUAUUCCAAACUAAGAGCAGUUACUGCUAGAUUGGCAGAAAGAUUUUGAUCCUCUCUUAUUCAUGUCAUUAUAGGUUUAUUUUCUUGUUCCCUUAGCUUCUUUUAUAACUAUCUAGUUUGUUGAGGAUGAUAUUGUGAGGAGUUGCUUCAUUCAGUUUGCUGAGCUCUAUUUGUUACUAUGGUGAGUUCCAUUGAACAAAUUACAUUUGUGACACAAUGACAACAUUAUUUAACUGCUUGAUUGUGUUUAAUAUUUGUA
This is a messenger RNA of Vigna unguiculata (cowpea), 1244 nucleotides long. RefSeq lists its product as uncharacterized. Gene Ontology annotation, molecular function: RNA binding. Lineage: Eukaryota; Viridiplantae; Streptophyta; Magnoliopsida; Fabales; Fabaceae. The record is from RefSeq and is a predicted model, not a curated record. Gene Ontology annotation, cellular component: nucleus.